This is a messenger RNA of Salarias fasciatus (jewelled blenny), 2297 nucleotides long. It is a transcript of the gene gspt1, whose product is annotated as G1 to S phase transition 1. Gene Ontology annotation, molecular function: GTP binding; GTPase activity. NCBI's taxonomy places the organism in Eukaryota, Metazoa, Chordata, Actinopteri, Blenniiformes, Blenniidae. The record is from RefSeq and is a predicted model, not a curated record.
CCGGACGUGCAGCUGCUGUUCCAGCUCCGGGCUCCAUAUGCUUGUCAAAGCACGGCUGCACAAAGCGAUGGGAACUUCAGCAGCCGUCUGAAACACAUCAGCGACUGAACCGAACCGCCAGAGACCACCCACCGCGCACCGUGGCGGACAGCUCCGUCCACUCCGGAUAGAAGCCGCCAUGGACCCGAGAGACACAGCCCCGGAUUCGUGGGAGCUGGAGGAGGAUGCCGAGGCCCCGGCUGCCGCGGCGGGGCUCCCGGCCGCCUUCGCCGCCCUCAACGUCAACGCCAAGCCGUUCGUCCCCAACGUGAACGCCCCGGUGUUCGUGCCCAGCUUCCUCCAGGCCAGCGCCGCGGAGAUACCGGCCCCGGACGGUGCUCCUGAACCAGUGUCCAGCAUGGAGGUGGCAGAAACAGUCGCUCCGGUGGAGAACGGAGGCACGGAGGCGGACAUGACCACGGAGGAGGAGACGUGGGAGCAGAAGGAGGAGCCCGGGGGAGGCGAGGGAGGCGGAGGACAGGAGGACCUCGGGAUGGGAGGAUCCUGCGGGGAGGAGGAGGAGGGCGCCGCCAGUAAAGAGGAUGAGGAGAUGAUGGAGGAGGAAGAGGAGGAGAUGCCCAUGCCCAAAGUGGCUCCGGCGCCGCCGGACGCCCCCAAAAAGGAGCACGUGAACGUGGUCUUCAUCGGACACGUCGACGCCGGGAAAUCAACGAUUGGAGGACAGAUAAUGUAUUUAACUGGAAUGGUGGACAAACGAACCCUGGAAAAAUAUGAACGAGAAGCAAAAGAGAAGAACAGGGAGACAUGGUACCUCUCAUGGGCUCUGGACACUAACCAGGAAGAGCGAGACAAAGGCAAGACGGUGGAGGUCGGCAGAGCUUACUUUGAGACCGAGAAGAAACAUUUCACCAUCCUGGAUGCCCCCGGACACAAGAGCUUCGUCCCAAACAUGAUCGGAGGAGCGUCACAAGCCGACCUGGCUGUCCUGGUGAUUUCAGCAAGAAAGGGCGAGUUUGAGACGGGAUUUGAGAAGGGCGGCCAGACGCGGGAACACGCCAUGCUGGCUAAAACUGCAGGAGUGAAGCAUCUCAUUGUCCUGAUCAACAAGAUGGAUGAUCCCACUGUCAACUGGAGCCUAGAAAGGUAUGAGGAAUGUAAGGAGAAGCUGGUGCCAUUUCUAAAGAAGGUCGGCUUCAACCCUAAGAAGGACAUCCACUUUAUGCCUUGCUCCGGACUCACAGGUGCCAACCUCAAGGACCCCGUACCCGAAUGCCCCUGGUACACGGGUUUGCCAUUUAGCCAUUUGGAUAGUUUGCCAAACUUCACCAGAUCCAGUGACGGACCUGUCAGACUACCCAUCGUAGACAAGUACAAGGAUAUGGGCACAGUGAUCCUCGGGAAGCUGGAGUCUGGAUGCAUCAGUAAAGCCCAGCAGCUGGUCAUGAUGCCGAACAGGCACACAGUGGAGGUCCUGAGCCUGCUGAGUGACGACGUGGAGACAGACGACGCCGGGCCAGGAGAGAACCUGAAACUGAGGCUGAAGGGCAUAGAGGAGGAGGAAAUCCUCCCUGGGUUCAUCCUCUGCAGCCCCGACAACCUCUGCCACUCCGGCCGCACCUUUGAUGCACAGAUCGUCAUCAUAGAGCACAAGUCAAUCAUCUGUCCUGGUUACAAUGCAGUGCUUCACAUCCACACCUGCAUCGAAGAAGUGCAAAUCACAGCCUUAAUCUGUCUGGUGGACAAGAAGACGGGGGAGAAGAGCAAAACACGGCCGCGCUUCGUCAAGCAGGACCAGGUCUGCAUCGCCCGGCUCCGGGCUGCAGGAGUCAUCUGCUUAGAGACUUUCAAAGACUUCCCUCAGAUGGGACGAUUCACGCUGCGGGAUGAAGGUAAAACUAUCGCCAUUGGCAAAGUGCUGAAGCUGGUGCCAGAAAAGGACUAAAUGCAAGAGCGGCAGCAUGCAUGGAGUUCUUCCACUCGUCCCCGGAGGAGAAACGCUGCUAAGAGCCGACCCAAACAGCUACUCUCUCUUUACACACAACUAUGCUGAAGGGAAGAACAAGAAGGAGGGGAGAAUGAGAAUAAAAUCACAACAAAUGAAGAAAACAAGACUGAAUCAGUUUUUAUAACGAACAAUACGAAGUGAGAGACCAAGUCCAGUGUGUCAGCUUUCUCAUAUUGAGAGCUCAGCUAUGCCACUAAUGUAGCUACAUGUACCCCCUUCUGUACUCCCAGGGCUAACCGCGCCGUCGGCUCGCCACGCCAUUUGUUUUUAGAAUGGAGAAGGAUGCAGUAUA